This is a messenger RNA of Pteronotus mesoamericanus, 5592 nucleotides long. It is a transcript of the gene NCBP3, whose product is annotated as nuclear cap binding subunit 3. The transcript has 13 exons. Gene Ontology annotation, cellular component: nucleus. Lineage: Eukaryota; Metazoa; Chordata; Mammalia; Chiroptera; Mormoopidae. The record is from RefSeq and is a predicted model, not a curated record. Gene Ontology annotation, molecular function: mRNA binding; RNA 7-methylguanosine cap binding. The coding region runs from base 18 to 1856 and encodes 612 amino acids.
GCGGCCGGCGGGCGGCGAUGGCGGCCGUACGGGGCCUGCGAGUAUCGGUGAAGGCUGAGGCCUCGGCGGGGCCGGCCUUGGGACUCCCGUCGCCUGAGGCAGGGCCCGGUUUGGAGCGUGGGGAGCCGGAGCCCAUGGAGGUGGAGGAGGGCGAGCUGGAGAUUGUGCCGGUGCGGCGCUCACUGAAGGAACUGAUCCCGGACACAAGCAGAAGAUACGAAAACAAGGCUGGGAGCUUCAUCACUGGAAUCGAUGUCACCUCCAAGGAAGCAAUUGAAAAGAAAGAACAGCGAGCCAAGCGCUUCCAUUUCCGAUCAGAAGUAAAUCUUGCCCAAAGAAAUGUAGCCUUGGACCGAGACAUGAUGAAGAAAGCAAUCCCCAAAGUGAGACUGGAGACAAUCUACAUUUGCGGGGUCGAUGAGAUGAGUACCCAGGAUAUCUUUUCCUAUUUUAAAGAAUAUCCUCCAGCUCACAUUGAAUGGUUGGAUGAUACCUCCUGUAAUGUGGUUUGGCUGGAUGAAAUGACAGCCACACGAGCCCUUAUCAAUAUGAGUUCUCUGCCAGACCUGGAUAAGAUAAGAGGCAGGGAUGCCAAUGAGGACAAGUCAUCUGAGAAAAGCAAAAAAGGCAAGCAGGAAGACAGUUCAGAUGAUGAUGAGGCUGAAGAAGGAGAAGUUGAAGAUGAAAACUCCAGCGAUGUAGAGUUGGACACAUUAUCUCAGGUAGAAGAAGAAUCUCUGCUAAGAAACGAUCUUCGUCCAGCUAACAAACUUGCUAAAGGAAAUAGGUUAUUCAUGAGAUUUGCUACAAAAGAUGACAAAAAGGAACUUGGAGCAGCCAGAAGAAGUCAGUAUUACAUGAAAUAUGGGAAUCCAAAUUACGGAGGCAUGAAAGGAAUUCUUAGUAAUUCUUGGAAGCGAAGAUAUCAUUCCCGUCGCAUUCAGCGGGAUGUGAUCAAGAAGAGAGCCCUGAUUGGGGACGAUGUUGGCUUGGCUUCCUAUAAACACCGACAUUCCGGACUAGUGAAUGUUCCUGAGGAACCCAUUGAAGAAGAGGAGGAAGAGGAGGAGGAGGAGGACCAGGACAUGGAUGCAGACGACAGGGUAGUGGUGGAGUACCACGAGGAGCUCCCAGCUCUCAAGCAGACCCGGGAGCGGAGCACAUCCAGGCGGUCCAGUGCCAGCAGCUCAGACUCUGAUGAAAUGGACUAUGAUCUAGAACUGAAAAUGAUUUCCACUCCUUCACCAAAGAAAAGCAUGAAAAUGACUAUGUACGCUGAUGAAGUGGAAUCUCAGUUGAAAAAUAUUAGGAACUCCAUGAGGGCAGAUACCGUAUCCACAAGCAAUAUCAAAAACCGAAUUGGUAACAAAUUACCACCUGAGAAAUUUGCAGAUGUCCGGCAUUUAUUAGAUGAAAAACGUCAGCACACACGUCCACGGCCAUCGGGCAGCAGUACUAAAUCAGAUAUACGCCAGCGGUUAGGAAAAAGACCACAUUCUCCAGAAAAGGCUUGUAACCCCAUUGUUCGGAGAGAGCCCUUUUCUGAUGUACAUAGUAGGCUAGGUGUUCCCAGGCAAGACAUUAAAGGCCUCUAUUCUGAUACUCGGGAGAAGAAAUCAGGUAGUUUAUGGACUCGCUUAGGAUCUGCAUCCAAGACCAAAGAAAAGAACGUGAAGAAAGUGGACCAUAGGGCCCCUGGCACUGAGGAAGAUGACUCUGAGCUGCAAAGGGCAUGGGGGGCUCUGAUUAAGGAGAAAGAACAAUCUCGCCAAAAGAAGAGCCGGUUAGAUAACUUACCAUCUCUCCAGAUUGAAGUUAGUCGGGAAAGCAGCUCUGGUUCAGAGGCAGAAUCCUGAUGCCCUCAGGGCUGAUGGCAGCUGCCUUAAAGCUUGACAUUCUUGCGCAGGGUGGGGCGCACAGUAGGAACCUCCCCUGCAGGAGUCGGUGCCCCUCCUGCAUUUACUCAUACAGCCACCCUCAGCCCUUGCUACUUUAGCAAGACCUCUUAAGAAUGUGAUGUGUUUUGAAGGGCAUCUGUCUUUUGCUGCAGAGUUAUAGUUCUGGGCCCUCGGUUUUUCUCCUACCACCCCACAAGCUUUACCCUUUGAGAAAAAGGCAGCCCUCCCGAUUUUGUAGACUGUUUUUCUUAAUAUUUUUAACAUUGUGUCUUUUAAAAGAAAUGUUUUACACAGUUCAUCCAAAGAGCAGAGAACUGAACUUCUCACUAUUGCCUUGGCCCCGACAGCUGUUACCAGCACCCUUUUCCCAAGAAAAGUCAAUUCCCAGGUGCUUAUUGGACAGCCUUCGAGGGGGAAGAUGAGGGAAGCUGCCAGUUCACCCUUCCAGGACCCUAGUGUGGGGGCCGAAUCUCAUGGACCUGACCUCAGAGGUGCACCAGUGCUGCCCAGGUAGAUGAGAGACACAGCGUCGGUGACCGUGCUUCCGUUGCUCCCUGGGGAUUCUGUUAGGAACCUCUUGCUAGCGAUCAGCUUGAAGUGAAGAUCAAGUUCAGUGCUGUGGGAUUUUUAGGAACAAAAAACAGACUUCUGGAUUUGGGGUGGGUUUUUUUUUUUGUGCUAGGGGCGGGGUCAUGGAGUAAUAUUGAACAAUUUUUAAGUUUGUAUUAUGUUUAAAAAAUAUUAAUGGUUUAAAAGUUAAAAUUUUUAAUUUUUAUAUGUGAAAAUACUUCCUGUUGGCUAGAAGGGAAGCUCAAGUGGUGUCUAAUGUGCUGUUAAAUAUAUAUUAUAUACUUUGGAAGAAGGCAAAGAGAGGAGUCUCAUUAUUUUUAAAUGAUCCUAAUUGUAUAGUCUGUUGUACAUAGAGUUCAGCUUGCUUUUUGGCCAUUGUAGGAAAAAAAGAUCCAUCCAUCCAAGAUGGGGUUUUAUUGUUUAUUAUCCCUUUAGAAGUAAUACAUUGAUAUUCUUUCUGUCUCCAAAUUCUGGCACCUGAAGACAUCUUCAAAACUCGUAAAUAAGAGAGUAGUUGAUGAAAUUUUAGUUCAUUUAUUUUUAAACUCCUUUCAGAUUAUUUUAACCACAAAAAGGCAAUGGAUUAUUUUGUUUGCUGUCUGAUUUUUUAAUUUUGAAGCAUUUAAUAUUGGCAUUCCUCAGUAGACUUAAAAAUAGCAUUUCACUUCAGUUCACCAGGGCUUAGGAGUUAGAGAUAGAAAGGCCUUUGUCCUUUUUGUGGUGUGCCAGCGCUUCACCGGUCUGAGCGUCUCAGUGCCCAGUGCAGCCCUGGAUUCUGGAGCUCUUUGCUUGUGGCUGAGCUAAAAUUAAUGGUCACAUGGGUAGUUGAUUAAAUUCAGAACACUAUUGUUAAAGGGCCGUGAGACUUGAGGGCCGCAAAAACUAUAUUAUCCCUUUUUUGUUGGUUAACCUGUUUUUUCUUUCCUCCCUUUAGAAAAAUUAGAGCAUAUAACUAUGAUAGGUUUCAGCUUCCUAACAGGAUUCUAGGGAAAAGAUGGUUUAACUUUCUCUGCCAGUUGAGACCUAAGGUUCUGAGGCUUCUCCACUCCUCUUGGCUCUUUGAAGCACACAGCUGAGAGCUAGGUUCUCGAGGAGGGUUUGGGGAAUUGGCCGAGUGUGAUGUAUAAGGCCCUGUGAGUCAGAGGCUGGGAUGCCAGUCCCUGGUCUGCCGCAGGGGCCUGGGCCUUGGUUUCUCUCUCUAGCAGAUGAGCGGGCUGGUACCAGAGCUUCUGGCUUUGUUGGUGUGACCUGGUGGUGGUUGACUUUGCCACAGCUCUGGCUGCAGUGAGCUGGCCAGCACCGGUUUCUGCUGUAGAUGGCAGAAGGGUCAAGGAGAAGGGUCAAGAGACAGCUGAGCUUUGCAUGAUGAGGCUGUGACAGGGACUUACCCCCAACCCACUCCUGUGUCCGGGCGGGACAGAAGUCUUUGAGGUCAGGAUCCCAGCUGACAUGGCCUCUGCAGUGUUCAGAAAGUGCCCCCCUAGGCUUUCCUCGGGGUCCCCAGUCGUGGCCCUUCCCCAGCCCUAGCUGGGGCCCACCUGUUCCACGGCCUCUUAGCUCUCGCCAGGCUCCUGCUAGGCACCAAGGAAGACUUUCUGGAAGGGUGAUGGUGUGUAGUCAAAAUUGGGUCUUUGAUCUAACCAAAAAAAAGGCCCGCUUUAGGAGCCUGGCAAUUCGUAUAAACCCAGAGAGCACCAAAGGGCAUCUUUAAGGGUUUUAAGUUUAUUUCUGACAGUUACUGGCCCUCACCUCCCUUGCUCUCCGGCUGCCCUCAGGCACUCAGAUUUUGCAGUAUCUCAGGCGUGCCCUGCAUGCCCAGGCCCUUUCUUAGGAGUUUGGGGGCACGGCUGGGCAGUCAGUUCAGCCCCCUGGCAGGCAGCUCAGUGGGCUUCCUACUCCUCUUAGUCUUUACAUGCACAACGUUUUAAAUAAGUUUUUGCUGCUUGAUAAUAACUCGAUACCUCACUUCUGUUUCCCACUCUUAUUCUCGGAAGAGGUAUCCGCUCCCCCUGGGAACCUGUGGGGCCCUCCACAGGGUGCGAAUGCUCUUCGCCUGGCCUCCUCCGGCCCAGGCCCCUGAACCCCUCCCCGUAGUUGAAGCGCUGUCUUCUCCUGCUCCCUCGCUGGGGCAGCCUCUUCACUAGAGUCGCCUCAUCUCUCCCUCUCUGUUCCAUGCACUGUAUCCAGGAUGAACUUUCCUUGUAGCAGCUAAGAUAUAAUUUGUACACCAUACAGUUCGCCCAUUUAAAGUACAUCCGUUGCCCCAUUUAGAACGUUGUCAUCACCGAAAAGAAAUCUCAUACCCAUUAGUAGUCAUUCCUCAUUCCCUCCCUGCCCCCGCCCCCUACCACAAGCAACCACUGUUUCUGUGUCUAUGGAUUUGCCUAUUCUGCACAUUUCAUCAAUGGUUUCAUACACUUGGUGGCUAUUUGUGAUGGGCUUCUUUCAUUAAACAUCUUUUCAAGGUUCUCCAUGUUGCAGCAUGUACCAGACUUCAUUUCUUCUUAUUGCUGAAUAACGUUCCAUUGUAUGGCUGUACCACAUUUUAUUUAUCCAUUUACCUGUUAAUGGACGUUUGGGUUAUUUCUGCUUUUUGACUCUUACGAAUAGUGCUCCUGUGAACAUCUAUGUACAAGUUUUUGCGUGGACAUAUGUUUUCAUUACUCUUGGGUUAUAUACCUAGGAGUGGAAUUGCUCAGUCAUGUAACUCUAUCCUUAAUCUUUUGAAGAACUAGACUGUUUUCCCAAGUGGUUGCAUCAUUUUUCGUUUACCCCCAGCAAUGUACAAAGGUUCCAAUUUUUCUACAUCCUCAUGAACAACUAAUUUCUAAUGUAAAUUGGUGUCUUAUGAUUUUGAUUUGCAUUUCCCUGACGACUAAUGUUGGCUAUCUUAUCAUGGCUUUGGGAUGCUAUGCUCCUUCUUAAACAGGUUAUUCCUGUUAUUUCUCUGCUUAAAACCAUUCCAAAGCGUCACCAUUGCCUGCCCUCACUGGUGUGGCUCAGUUGGUUGGAGUGUUGUCCCGUACACCGAAAGGCUGAAGGUUUGAUUUGUGGUCAGGACACACAUGGCAGGCACCCAGUCAAUGUUUCUCUGUCACAUCGAUGUUUCUCCUCUCCCUUCCUC